ACCUACGAGGCCACCAUGGCCAUUUACCGUGACAAGCUCGGCGGUGACAACUACAACACCGAGAUCAGACCCAUCAAAGACCAAUCGCGAGCCAUCUUCGUUAACGUCAGUUUCGAGCUGGUCUCCAUCGUGGAGGUCAACGACGUCCUUCAGAGUUUUGUCUGCAAUGGUUUCCUGGUCUUCAGCUGGAAUGACGAGGUAAGAACUUUUCACAAAUUGCUUUGUUUGUUUACAGUCAAUGCAAAUAAACAAUUAAUAUAACAAUAAGUAAAAAAACACCAAACAAACGAACAAAUUAAUGCAUGUAAACACAAGAAUGUUUCCUUCCAUUCAUCCCUGUGGCGCUACAGCCGAUGUAGAGCUUUCGCCUGGCUCCCACAAUCUUCAGUAUUAUUUAUUCUGCACCACGGGCUUGUCAAUCUGGUUUCGCACUGAUGGAUCAGUCUUUAAUGUUAGGAGACAUCAAGCUAAGACCAAGGUCAAACAUAACACCAUCAACGAGCGUCUGUUUGCGGACGAUUGUGCCCUCAACGCUUCCUCAGAAGCAGCCAUGCAACACAGUGUUGAUAUCUUCUCGGAGGCCUGCAUAACUUUGGCCUCACAAUCAGCACAAAGAAGACUCAGGUGAUGUAUCAGCUAGCUCCUAGUAAGCCCUACGUGGAACCAAACAUCAUCAUCAGCGAACAGCGUCUUAACGCGAUGGAUAAAUUCAUUUACUUGGGCAGCACCCUCUCCUGAUCUGUCGUCAUGGAUGACGAAAUAAGUGCCAGACUCGCAAAAGCUAGUGCUAUAUUUUGCAGGCUCCGCAGCACUGUUUGGGACAGGAGAGUUAUCAGGCGAGAAACGAAGAUCAAGUUAUAUAGCGCAGCAAUCCUCUCGACAUUGCUCUACGGAUGUGAAACGUGGACAGUCUACCAGCGUCACGCCAAGAAACUGAACCAUUUUCAAACAACAUGCUUCAGGAAACUUCUCGGCAUCAGGUGGCAAGACAAAGUCUCGGACACCGAGGUCCUUGCUAGAGCAAACCUACCUAGUAUCUUCACCACCCUGAUGGCGUAUCAGCUCCAUUAGAUAGGACACGUAGCCCCGUAUGGAAGACCACCGGCUCCCAAAACAGAUAAUCUUUGGAUAACUCACGAUAGGCAAGCGCUCCCAAGGAGGUCAAAAAAGCGUUACAAAGACUCACUGAAAGUGUCACUAAAGCCUUCAGCAUCAACCCUAUUGGAUGGGUGCAGACAACCCAGGACAGAGCCAUGUGGAGUGAAGCUUUCAAGAAGGGGGCUAAAUCCCAUGAAGCCAGUAGGAUAACUACAGCUGAGAAAUGCAGGCUGGCCCGAAAGAGCAACAUUAGAUCACCGUCUGCAGCACCUAUCCCCUGCCCACGGUGCCAGAGAUUAUUCCGAGCACGGAUCGGUCUAGCAAGCCACCUACAAGCUCACCGUAACCACCUCCCACCCCCUCCCCCCGAAAUCGGAUAACUCGAUGGUCCUAAUCAAUUUUGACCGAUGAACAACAAAACAAGGACUUUGGCCUGCGUCAUCACUUCCUUCCAAUCAGACCUAACUAAUGCUUUUCUUUUCCAUGUUUUAAUUCCCAGCUGCUAUAGAUCUUUUUCCACAUCAUCCAUCCAUCUCAACCUAGGUCUGCCUUUGAGCCGUUUUCCUCUGGGGUUUUGGUGAUGCACCCACUUCACCUCUUUGCCAUUUUAUCUUUUUUUCCACGUGUCCUGCCCAGUGUAGCCUUUCCCUUUUUACUUCUCUCACUCUCCAUCUCCAGUUCACUCUCCUGUCUGUGAACAUAAUAUGGCCCCCACUCAAAAAGUUGCCUCCCCUUUAUGAACCCCAAGUCUCAUGCACUCGUGACAUGACAAUCGUUCACACUCACUCACAAGCCCCACUUGUCACCAAAAAUCAAAACCCACACAAGCCCCACUUGUCACCAAUAAUCAAAACCCACACAUUCUCUCUGAUGUCAUGACCUUGACAACUAGCAAAUCUUCUGCCAUUCCUCCACAGCGCAUCGCCUGGGACCCAGCUGACCAUCACGGACAAACGGUCAUCCAUCCUUUGCCGGAAAAGAUCUGGAGACCACGAGUGAUUUUGUUAAAUACACUCGGAGAGCGAGACCUCUUUGAUGACAACAAAGCGUGAGUGGCUUAUUGAAUCCUUUGUGUAGUGUAGUGUUGGGUGCUGUCAGCCAGCCAUGUCGAAAGUUGGGUUACGGAAAAGCCCAGCAGAAGAGGCAGAACGGUACCAUACUUGCCGGGGCCAUUAAAGAGCAAUAGCUCGGUCCCCCCUCCCCCCCCAAAAAAAAAAUGGAAUGCAAAAUUUCAUUGGUUUUUUUUUUAGUGUAGUGUUGAAGGGCUUUAUGAGAUAUAAUAUAUAUUUAUACGCCCUAUGUUCAGUAGGUUGAUGUGGAUGGCGUAGAGGUUGAUGUUGAGCCUGUAUAGGUUAAUUUGGAUGCUGUAUAUUUUCAUGUGGAUGUUGUGUAGGUUCAUGAGGAUGUUGUAUAGGUUGAUGUGGAUCCCGUAUAGGUUGAUGUGGAUGCUAUAUUGGCUCAUGUUGUAAGGGUUCGUCGAGUAUGGGUCCGUGUGGCAUAUUAUGUUUAUAUUGUAUGGUUAGAUGUUGCAUUUUGAAUAGGUUUAUGUUGUAUUAUGUUUAAGUUGAAUAAGAGUCGGGUGUGUACAGGUUUGUGUUGCAAUGGAUUAUGACAUUAUGUGUAUUUUGCAUGGGGGUCAUGUAGAAUAUUAUCAUUGAGCCUUACAUUCCUUCAUCACAAAAACGCAGCUGUUUAAUUUGGGCGUAAUUUACAUUACACGUGAUUUGCUCAUACAUUACAUCGUCGAGCUCUUGAUACUUUACGUACUUCAUUAUAUUACUACAGAGUAAAACAAUACAAAGGUGUGCUGGUCAAUGGCGUAUAGUAAAACGUAUCUACAAAGUUAUCGAUUGUGUUUACUAGACAUAUUCAUUUUGAUGAUAUUUCUAACAUUUACUGGUACUUCUACUGACUGUUCAGAUGUCACUUUGACUAUUUACUGGUACUUCUACUGACUGUUCAGAUGCCACUUUAAGUGUUUACUGGUAAUUCUACUGACUGUUCAGAUGUAAUUUUGAGUAUUUACUGGUACUUUUACGGACUGUUCAGAUGUCACUUUGAGUAAUUACUCGUACUUCUGCCGAUUGUUCCACAGCCCAGUUUUUAUGUUUCACAAUGGGAAAACCUCCUGGGUUCCUGGGAGUAUUUUCCCGACUUCGUGUGAGCUCCACAUGGAAAAUUACCCAUUUGAUCAGCAAUCUUGUAGCAUACAGGUGAGCUAUUGCAUAUAACUGUCUCAAGCUUAGUAAAGAUAUCCUUAUUGGAAUCAAAAACCUAAAGAAAAGAAGUCCCACCCUGAACCUUCAUGUACUGGAAAUUUUUAAACACAUAUUCGAGUUCAAGCCGUUAUGCCAGAUAUAACCCGUGGAACAGGCUUUUGUCCCAGUGAUUAACAGAAGAUAAGCCUACCAUUAAAGAGUUAUUGACAUAUUUAAAAAACAAUUGGAGCAUGACCAAACUGAAUGUACCAGUGUAUUGAUAAAAUUGGAGGAGAGGUAUAUUUGGCUCGGGUUUUACAUUCACGGGGUCUCAUAUUCAUAGGGUCUCACAUUCCCAUUGCCUCGAAUUCAAGGCCUCACAUUCACAGGGUCUAACAUUGACAAGGCCUCACAUUCAUAGGUUCUCACAUUUACAAGGAUUUACAUUUUCAGGGUCUCACAUUCACAUUGCCUCACACUCCGGGCCUCAACAUUCACAGGGCCUCACAUUCAUAGGGUCUCACAUUCACAGGGUCUCACAUUUACAUUGCCUGACAUUCACAGGGUCUCACAUUCACAAGGUCUCAAUUUCACAGUGUCUCACAUUUACAGGGUCUCACAUUCAGGGCCUCACUUUCACAGGGACUCACAUUCACAUUGCCUCACAUUCACAGGGCCUCACAUUCAUAGGGUCUCACAUUCACAGGGUCUCAGAUUUACAUUGCCUCACAUUCACAGGGUCUCACAUUUACAGGGUCUCAAUUUCACAGUGUCUCACAUUUACAGGGCCUCACAUUCACAGGGUCUCACAUUUACUGGGCCUCACAUUCACAGGGUCUCAUAUUCACAUUGCCUCACAUUCAGGGCCUCACAUUCUAAGGGUGUCACAUUUACAGGGCCUGACAUCCACAUUGCCUCAUGUUCAGGGCCUCCCAUUCACAGGGUCUCACAUUCACAGGGCCUCAAAUUCACAGGGUCUCACAUUCGCACUGCCUCACAUUCAUAGGGUCUCACAUUCACAUUGUCUCGCAUUCAGGGCCUCACAUUCACAGGGUCUCACAUUCGCAGGAUCUCACAUUACAUUGUCUCAUAUUCAGGGCCUGACAUUUACAGGGCCUGACAUUUACAGGGCCUCACAUUCACGGGGUAACACAUUCACAGGGUCUCACAUUCACAUGGUCUCAUAUUCACAUGGUCUCACAUUCGCAGGGUCUCACAUUCACAGGGUCUCACAUCCACGGGAUCUCACAUAAACAGGGUCUUACAUUCACAGGGUCUCACAUUCACAGAGACUCAAAUCUAUCACCGUCCUUUAGUUGUCGAGUAUAUCUGGCUCCUCUUUAUCUCUGAAGUGCACUGUGUUGGCAUUAAAAAUAAUAUCUAUAUUAGUAUAUUAGUAUAAUCAAAUUUAGUCCAUUAUCUGUCACACGGUCUCACAUUCACACUGCCUCACAUUCACAGGGUCUCACAUUCACAUUGCCUCACAUUCAGGGCCUCACAUUCAGGGCCUCACAUUCACAGGUUCUCACAUUCACAGGGUCUCACAUUCACAGGGUCUCACAUUUACAGGGCCUCACAUUCACAGGGUCUCACAUUUACAGGGCCUCACAUUUACAGGGUCUCACAUUCACAUUGCCUCACAUUCCAGGCCUCACAUUCAUAGGGUCUCACAUUCACAGGGUCUCACAUUUUCAUUGCCUCCCAUUCACAGGGUCUCACAUUCACAGGGUCUCACAUUUACAUUGCCCCACAUUCAGGGCCCCACAUUCACAGGGUCUCACAUUUACAGAGCCUCACAAUCACAGGGCCUCACAUUCGCAUGGCCUCACAUUCAUAGGGUCUCACAUUCACAUUGUCUCGCAUUCAGGGCCUCACAUUCACAGGGUCUCACAUUUAGAGGGUCUCACAUUCACAGGGUCUUACAUCCACGGGAUCUCACAUAAACAGGGUCUUACAUACACAGGGUCUAACAUUCACAUGGUCUCAUAUUCACAUGGUCUCACAUUCGCAGGGUCUCACAUUCACAGAGUCUCACAUUCACAGGGUCUCACAUCCACGGUAUCUCACAUAAACAGGUCUUACAUUCACAGGGUCUCACAUUCACAUUGCCUCACAUUCACAGCAUCUCACAUUCACACUGCCUCACAUUCACAGGGUCUCACAUUCACAUUGCCUCACAUUCACACUGCCUCACAUUCACAGGAUCUCACAUUCACACUGCCUCACAUUCACAGGGUCUCACAUUCACAUUGCCUCACAUUCAGGGCCUCACAUUCACAGGGUCUCACAUUCACACUGCCUCACAUUCACAGGGUCUCACAUUCACAUUGCCUCACAUUCAGGGCCUCACAUUCACAGGGUCUCACAUUUACAGGGUCUCACAUUCACAGUGUCUCACAUUCACAUUGCAUCACGUUCACAGGGUCUUACAUUUACAGGGUCGCACAUUCAGAGCCUCACAUUCACUGGGUCUCAAAUUCGCAUGGUCUCACAUUCAUAGGGUCUCACAUUUACAGGGCCUGACAUCAACACGGUCUCACAUUUACAGGGUCUCACAUUCAGGGCCUCACUUUCACAGGGACUCACAUUCACAUUGCCUCACAUUCACAGGGCCUCACAUUCACAGGGCCUCACAUUCACAGGGCCUCACAUUAACAUUGCCUCACACUCAGGGCCUCACAUUCACAGGGCCUCACAUUCACAGGGUCUCACAUUUACAUUGCCUCACAUUCAUAGUGUCUCAUAUUCACAUUGCCUCACAUUCAGGGCCUCACAUUUACAGGGCCUCACAUUCACGGGGUCCCACAUUCACAGGGUCUCACAUUCACAUGGUCUCACAUUUGCAGGGUCUCACAUUCACAGGGUCUCACAUUCACAGGGUCUCACAUUCAUUGGGUCUCACAUUCACAGGGCUCUCACAUUCACAGGGUCUCACAUUCACAGAGACUCAAAUCUAUCAGCUUCCUUUAGUAGUCGAGUAUAUCGGGCCCCUCUUUAUCUCUGAAAUGCACUGUGCUGGCAUUAAAAACAAUAUCCAUAAUAGUACAUUAGUAUAAUGAAACUUAAUCCAUUAUCUGUUUUAAAACUCUAAAAUUUCAUUUGACUAAAGAAUGUGAAGUAAAAUGUCUUGAUAAAAAAGAAAAAAAAAAUUGGGAAUAAAUCAAGAGCUGCCCCCCCCCCCUCCCGGCUAAACUAUAAAUAAGAAACACAAUUUAAAUGAUAAUGUUAAUGAAGUGUAUCAAAUCAUUAAGAAUCAGUUUAAUUAUGACUGAAGCAAAACUUCUUGGAUCGUUUUCAUAGACUAUCUUCAUUGUACUGUAGCCGUAGUUAUUUUCUUAAUUUUUUCAUUAGCUUGUCGCCAUGUCACUGACCAAAGAUGAGCUGCAGUUCGUCACGUCACCGUCCAGCGUGGGAGUCCAGUUCUCGACCACACACGAGGAGUGGGAAUUAAUACACAGACACAUUGAGGCCACAAACUUGACCACCGGUGUCAUGAAUUUCUCCUCUAUCAAGGUACAUGGGUACAUUGUGUGAAACUGAGUCUCCUCUAUCAAGGUACAUGGGUACAUUGUGUGAAACUAAGUCUCCUCUAUCAAAGGUACAUGGGUACAUUGUGUGAAACUAAGUCUCCUCUAUCAAGUACAUGGCCCUCUUUAUCAUGAAUUUCUCCUCUACCAAGGUACAUGGUACAUUGAGUGAAACUAAGUCUCCUAUAUCAAGUACAUGGCCCUCUUUAUCAUGAAUUUCUCCUCUACCAAGGUACAUGGUACAUUGAGUGAAACUAAGUCUCCUCUACCAAGUACAUGGCCCUCUUUAUCAUGAAUUUCUCGUCUACCAAGGUACAUGGUACAUUGAGUGAAACUAAGUCUCCUCUACCAAGGUACAUGGUACAUUGAGUGAAACUAAGUCUCCUCUACCAAGGUACAUGGUACAUUGAGUGAAACUAAGUCUCCUCUACCAAGGUACAUGGUACAUUGAGUGAAACUAAGUCUCCUCUACCAAGGUACAUGGUACAUUGAGUGAAACUAAGUCUCCUCUACCAAGGUACAUGGUACAUUGAGUGAAACUAAGUCUCCUCUACCAAGGUACAUGGUACAUUGAGUGAAACUAAGUCUCCUCUACCAAGGUACAUGGUACAUUGAGUGAAACUAAGUCUCCUCUACCAAGGUACAUGGGUACAUUGAGUGAAACUAUUUGGGGGUGUUUUCUUUAACUGGACUUUACAACUUUUGUUAUCGUCAGGAUGUAUGGUUUUUUAUUUUUUUAUCAGCUGUUAUCGUUUGCAUCAGAUAUUUUUGGGCUUUUAAAAAAUCUGAUCUCCUGUACAUUUAUAUAAUAUUUUCCCCUUAUGUAUAUCAACUGACUAUAUGAACGUGGUGAUCAGUUGAUUUCUAUCUAAGCAACCAAAAAAAAUGUAUAUAAAUAGAGCGUUUCUCGAAGCGUGCACAAUAAAUAUUCCAUGGUUGCCAAAGAACCAAUAUAAUAAUAUCAAUAACGUUUUUAUUGUGUCUAACAUAAAUAAAACCAUAAUGAUUCUUUUCAUUUUUAAUUCUUUUAAGUAUUCAUGUGUAUCAUUCUUUUUGUUUGUUAAUUAUUUUGAUUCUAUUUUCCUACUUGUGUUUUUAUGACUAUGUAAGCAUUUUUAUAAGAUAAAAUUAAAUUUGAUAAGAUAAAAUUAAAUUUGAUAAGAUAAUAUAAGAAAUAUAUAGGAUAAGUUUGCAUAAGAUCAGAUAGAAAAAAUUAGAAAAAAAUUAAAGAUUAGAUAAGAUGAGGUUAGAUAAGAUAAGAUUAUAUAUUGAUCAAAAUAAUUGGAAAUCAUUUUGCUUACGCUGUACAUGUUCAUGUUCAGCUCAUAAAUAAGACACAUUUUAAGCAAAACAAUGUUUUACAGCUAUAACAAUUUGAAAACAAGACAUCUACAGUGUUUCCUAAGCGUAGAUAUCAGCCAUCAAUGAACUUAUUUAGUGACGGUACUGACUUAAAUAGUGACAUUUCCAUUUGGUAACACCUGCUGGCGGAGCACGCUGGUAAUUUCAUACAGACUGGAGAACAAAAGAAUGUUUUAUAUCUUUUGGUCGUAACUUAAAGAGAAAGAAUUCGCCCUGAUCGAAUUGAUCUCAAGUAUCUGUGAUGAAGAGGUUAUAGGAUGUAUCAUACAAAUAGGUUUAGUUUUACAGCAGCAUAUUUCUUCAAAUAGCUUCCCAAGUGAAGGGAUGGUUUAGUUUGUAUGAUAUUACCAGCUAUUAUGAGUGGUCUAUUCAGUCGGUGUUUGGUGUCAGUUAAGGAUUUCACACACCAGCCCAACCUUUAACAUCGAACUUCAGCAGGAUUCCACUUUUUGCACUGUAGAAUAUGUUAAUAAAUUGUUUACGUUAAAAUUAUACAGUUUUCUUAACUAGAAAAGUCUCAGGUUUGCUUUUUUUAAAAAUACAUAAUUUGAUUGUCUUCAUUCCAUGUCAGCUUAUUAUUAAUGGUGACACCUGGGUACUUACAUGUUUCCACUUGCUCUAUAGGUUGACACCUAGGUACUUACAUAUCUCUACGUUAUCUAUGUGGUGAAAACUAGGUACUUACAUGUCUCUACUUGAUUGAUAUGGUGGCACCUAGGUACUUACAUAUCUCUACGUUAUCUAUGUGGUGAAAACUAGGUACUUACAUGUCUCUACUUGAUUGAUAUGGUGGCACCUAGGUACUUCUUAUAUGUCUCUACUUGCUCCAUAUGGUGACACUUAGAUUCUUAUAUGUCUCUACUUGCUUUAUACAGGUCUGUAACACAUGCUAUUUUAUUAGGGUGUUAGCAUGGUUAACUACUUUACGUCUAUCAUGUGCGUUCAGGAUGCCGGCUUGUGUAAUGUAAUGCUUACUUCACUCUUUCACACCUAACCUCUAUCAGUCUGUCACACAAGAAAUAGAUAUCGCUUUCCAGUUAAAUUCACAGUACUUUAUUAUAUCACUUUUCUACAACAAUAAUAAUAAUCCUUGAACAAAUAUCCAGGUAAUAAAAUCCAGAAUGCAAUUACUUCACAUAAUUCACUCUCUUUUCCCGUGAAAAAUACACGUUAACAUAGUACAAUAUUCAAAUUAUGCCACCACCCUGACUCAAUGGUUUCGUGUGCAAACAUGGUCUGUUACAAGGUUUUUUUUAUUGUGAGAGCACAGGAAGCAAUUUUAACGUAUACCCUAUGAGUAAACUGCUCUUAAGUAAAUCAUUGUAAAGGGAUCACCUGGAAGAGGUAAUUGGUAAUGGGUUAGAAGGUUAGUGAAGAGCGGUAAUUUAUAUGAGGCUGACAAUUAGUGGCAAGCCAUGACAGUCGGGUAAGCUAGAUACCUGGUCGGCAUUGGUGGCUAGUGGUAUGGCCACUGGAGUAUGAUAGGAAUGUGGGAUACAUGGUCAGCAGAGGUGGCUUGUGGCAUGGCCACCUGGAGUAUGAUAUGAAUGUGGGAUACAUGGUCAGCAGAGGUGGCUAGUGGUAUGGCCACCUGGAGUAUGAUAGGAAGGUUAAAUAUGUAUUUCUUUUUUUUUUAAAAUGCUUCAGAAACAUUGUAUCUCUAAGAGUCUUAGUGUGUAUGCUUAAAUAUUGGAUACAGUCUGAAAAGUGAAUGCCUGAUGUAUUUUAUAGUUCUGUUGUCUAAUGCAUUGUAUAGUUUUGUCGGCUAAUGUAUUGUAUAGUUUUCUUGGCUAAUGUUUUGUGCAAUUUUGUUGGUUCAUGUAUCGUGUAGUUUUGUUGGCUUAUGUAUGGUGUAGUUUUGUUGGCUUAUGUAUUGUGUAGUUUUGUUAGCUAAUGUAUUGUGUAGUUUUGUUGGCUUAUGUAUUGUGUAGUUUUGUUGGCUUAUGUAUUGUGUAGUUUUGUUAGCUAAUGUAUUGUGUAGUUUUGUUGACUAAUGCAUUGUGUAGUUUCGUCGGCUUAUGUAUUGUGUAGUUUUGUUAGCUAAUGUAUUGUGUAGUUUUGUUGGCUUAUGUAUUGUGUAGUUUUGUUGGCUUAUGUAUUGUGUAGUUUUGUUGGCUAAUGUAUUGUGUAGUUUUGUUGGCUAAUGUAUUGUAUAGUUUCGUCGGCUAAUGUAUUGUGUAGUUUCGUCGGCUUAUGUAUUGUGUAGUUUUGUUGGCUAAUGUAUUGUGUAGUUUUGUUGGCUAAUGUAUUGUAUAGUUUCGUCGGCUAAUGUAUUGUGUAGUUUCGUCGGCUUAUGUAUUGUGUAGUUUUGUUGGCUAAUGUAUUGUGUAGUUUUGUUGGCUAAUGUAUUGUAUAGUUUCGUCGGCUAAUGUAUUGUGUAGUUUCGUCGGCUUAUGUAUUGUGUAGUUUUGUUGGCUAAUGUAUUGUGUAGUUUUGUUGACUAAUGCAUUGUAUAGUUUUGUUGACUAAUGCAUUGUAUAGUUUUGUUUGGCAAAUGUAUUGUAUAGUUUCGUCGGCUAAUGUAUUGUGUAGUUUUGUUGGCUAAUGUAUUGUGUAGUUUUGUCGGCUAAUGUAUUGUGUAGUUUUGUUGGCUAAUGCAUUGUGUAGUUUUGUUGGCUAAUGUAUUGUAUAGUUUCGUCGGCUAAUGUAUUGUGUAGUUUCGUCGGCUUAUGUAUUGUGUAGUUUUGUUAGCUAAUGUAUUGUAUAGUUUUGUUGACUAAUGUAUUGUAUAGUUUCGUCGGCUAAUGUAUUGUGUAGUUCUGUCAGCUAAUGUAUCGUGUAGUUUUGUUGGCUGAUGUAUAGUAUAAUUUUACUUAUCUCUUCCCAACUAAUGACUAUUAAUUUUUGAUCACUUUUGUGUGUGUAAUAGAACAAUCUAAACACAGGAGGUAUGGAUCAAAAAAGAAACAAAUUUAUUAUUUUUUUUUUAAACUAAAAAAUUUCAUUACAAAUGGUGUCUCCAUAAAUUAAUUUACUUCUGUGAUUAAGGCCGUGUAUAGUGGUUCUCAGAUUGUAUGUUUUUGUUGUGUCCACAGGUUACCUUUGUGCUCCAGAGACGACCUUCUCACGUCCUCAUCAACAUCAUCCUACCAGUCAUCUUUCUUUCGUUCCUCAACCUCCUUGUCUUCUUCAUCCCCGUCAAGUCUGGAGAGAAGAUUUCUUAUGGUAAGAUUGACUGUCUUUGGCGAUUUACCCCUUUUGUGCCGCCCAUGGCUUCCUUGGUGUUCAAAGUUAUAUCAUACUCAACAUUGUAUCAGGGUCGAACCGAUCGUUAACGUCAACGACAAUGAAUCAUUUUCACUAACUUCUUUUCAACUUGUUAUUAUGCCGAUUUAAACUUUAAAAAAAAAUAUAUUAAUAAUAAAACUAAAAAGAAAAUAAUGUUUCAAGACGAGCACUCACCUUAAGAAUGGGUUGUGGGGUAAGUCAUGUGAGAAAUACAAAUUUUUGUUGACGUUUAUAAGAUGCACGCCCCUGAAAAAUUGUCCUCUUCUACCUACCAACCCCAAAAGGCAUAACGGUCCUGCUCGCCUUAACGGUCUUCAUGAGCAUGGUGAGCAGCAUGCUGCCGAGGUCGUCCCUCGAGAUGCCCAAGGUCACCAUCUACAUCUUCAUCCUGCUCUGCAUCUCCAUGCUGACCGUGUGCAACAGCAUCAUCAUCGUUUUUCUUCAUCACAUGGAUGAGGUGAGUAAACCGCUGGUUUGGUCAAGUAUGAAGGCUGCAAGAAAGCAAAUGGCUAAUCUCACUGUAAAUAACUAUCUAUUUUAUGCCCAAGCGAACAAAAAACAAAAAACAAAAAAAAAACAAAAAAAAACAAUUACAGUGAUCAAAUUUUUAAUAUUUACCAAUUAACUCAUUUCAUUAAUAUAAGAUCGCAUAAUAUCUUAAAACCGUAAACCAUUUACAGCGAUUAAGUGUUUGAAUAUGCCACGAAUUCACUUUGUCAAAAUAAAACAAAUGCUCCCACGGCUUGAAUAUAGAAGAUAUCCGAAGUUUUUACACAAACAAAAAAUUACAAUAAUUGAAGCAUUUUGUAUAGUUGUUACGUACAGUAAUCUGGCUUUUGCGAAUGAAAUUGAAUCUGUGUUAAGUUUUGGCUCUUUAGAUGAACAGCACGUAAGAAAUGACGGAAAACCAGUAUAACAAAAAAAAAAACGAUAUCAAAGCUCGUCAUAGGAAUAAUAGUCAGAAUGAUUAUACUAUUUAAUGUAUAUAAAAAUUGAAGAUCAAAUAGACAGAAAUACAAACUAUAUCAACUAAAGCACAGCAAAGGAAAAAGUAUAGACCCCGAAAGACACACAUAUCAAUAAACGCAUAAACGAAGAGUAACAUCGUGUAAUGCUACUAUAAGUAUUUUGCGUCACGUAAAUUAAUGUCUAGGAAAUUUAUUAAAAAAAUCUCUUCAGGCUAAGAAAGCAGUCGGCCCAUUUAGAGGUAUAGAGUUGGAACCCACCAGAAAAGAAAUUCUAGAAAUUCCGUCACCCGAUAUAAUUCUUAAAAUCAAAUAAGAACAUAAAUUUCCUUUUCCCAAUCAAGGGAGGGGUGGGUACAGCGCUACACAAUUAAUCGGUGAUAUCAAUAUAAAAAGGGAAGGGGGAAGAGGGGGAAGCUUUAACUCUACAUUGACCUAAAAUGAGAUGAACACAGAGGCUAUAACAAUGGUGAAUACGUAGGAAAAAUAAUUUGCAGUUUGCUUGUCUUUGUUUGCAAAAUUGAUAUAAACUAUUUCAAAAUUUGUAUUUCAAUUCUCUAAAGCAUCUUCAUUAUUUUCACUAUUAAUCAUUUUAUGUCCUAUAACCAGAAGAAAUCAAUUCACCAAAAAGCCAAAACAAGUUUCCAGAGACUGUACAGAAAAGUCACGAACUUGCGUCGAAUCAUUCCAAAAAUGGACAAAUCUAAAAGCUACGAUUUAUCGGAGAUACCACAAAGCACAAAAGAGGCGCCACUGAGCGAAGAUGAGGAGCUUCAGACAUUUACAAACGCCAACGGCAACGCUCGUCCUUCGGCAAAGCGCAGGUUGUCGUCCCUGUCCACUCUAACACAAGCCACGAACGACUCAGAUUGCGCCCCGGAUUGUUCUCUCCUACACUCGUCGGUCCACAGAAACAAACCUGAGAAUGACAACGGUAUCUAUACGCUAAAAGAGCGCAUUGAGUAUCCCCUGCGCGUUCAGACGUUGCUGCCUAAAACGCAGGAGAGCAGACGAGCGUCACUAGAGCAAGGGGCGCCGGAGACUCAGCCACUCAAGGGAGCCUGCUCUAAGUCGAUCCUUCUGGGGAAACCUAAAGUCAACAAGUACAAAGUCAUCGGCGACAACAUUGACUUCAUUUCAUUUCUGGUGUUUUUCGUUGUUUGGGUCGCCAUAACAUCGGGGUUCCUCCUGGAUAUUACUCUGUGAUGGUUGUCAAGGAAUGAAAGAAAUACACGGAACUCUUGAAAUUUUUUGCCAAUCAACUCUGAGAAAAAGUGAAAUCUCACAAAAUUAUUUAGUUUAUGCAUUAAAAAAAAAUUACAUGAAAAUUAUUACAUUUUUUAUAUAUUUUGUUAGCAAAUGAAUCAUUGAAAAUCCAGACAGAAUCUAAAAAUAACAAAACCGUUCCGACUGAAGGCGACGCUAAUCGCGUAUCGUGUUAUCUCCCCCAUGAACUGAUUCACGAUAAUUCUCAGACUUUUCCUAACCAUGAAUUGUUUUGAUAUUUGGUUUUAUUUUGACCUGGUUUUCUUUAGCACUACUACACUUUUGUUUCUUCAUCCAUGACUUGAUUUAAAAAUAGUUGUUUCUUUUCGAUAAUUUUUAAACUUUGUGAAAUGUGAACAUAUG
Messenger RNA from Lymnaea stagnalis (great pond snail), 14007 nucleotides. NCBI's taxonomy places the organism in Eukaryota, Metazoa, Mollusca, Gastropoda, Lymnaeidae. The record is from the annotation of a GenBank genome assembly.